AUGACGGACAAAAAUUUAGAAGUUGACGAGACCAUUGCAAAUAAAGAAGUUAUCAAUAAAUAUAAAAUUGCUGCUGAUGUUUCCAAUCGUGUACUCAAAAAGGUGGUCGAAUCCGCUUUGGAUGGAACUAAGAUCAUCGAUCUUUGUGCGAUGGGAGAUAAAUUAAUUGAUGAAAAUGUAAAACCUCUUUUCGUCAAAACCAAGAAUAUUAUCAAAGGUAUUGCUUUCCCCACUUGUGUAUCAGUGAAUAAUAUCAUCUGUCACUUUUCUCCAUUACCGUCUGAUGAUGACGGUACAGAAAGUUUAAAGAAUGGGGAUUUAGUAAAAGUUCAAUUGGGAGCACAAGUUGAUGGUUACGCAGCUAUUGUAGCCACCACAUUUGUUGUUGGAGCAUCCAAAGAAAAUCCUGUUAAAGGCCCUUUGGCAGAUUUAUUGACAGCUGCUCACUUAUCUUCUGAAGCCGCUUUAAGAUUGAUAAAACCUGGUUCGAAAAAUACCGAAGUUACUGAAACAAUACAGAAAAUUGCUAAAGCUUUUAAUAUGAAUUCCGUGGAAGAAAAGAAUAAUAUUGAAGGUAAGAAACAAAUAAUUCUCAAUCCGAAUGAAACCCAAAAACGCGAAUUUUCGGAAGCAGAUUUUGGUGUUAAUGAAGUAUACGGUGUUGAUAUAUUAAUCUCUACCGGUGAAGGGAAGCCUAAACAGUCAGUCAAACGUACAACAGUUUAUAAAAAAACUGAUCACACAUAUUUAUUGAAGAUGAAAACUUCUCGUAAUGUAUACAAUGAAAUCAGUCACAACUUUGGAAGUUUUCCAUUCUCUUUAAGAGCACUGGGCGAUGAGAAAAAAGCCAGAAUGGGAAUAGUUGAAUGUGUCAAACAUGAAUUAGUUAAUAACUAUGAUGUCUAUCAAGUAAAAGAUGGAGAAUUUGUCGCACAAUUCUUUAAUACAAUUUUAUUAACUGACAAUGGGGUUACUAAUAAGAUUACGAGUACUUUAUAUGAUCCUGAAUCAGUUCAGAGUGACAAAAAAUUGGAAGAUAAAGAUAUUUUGCAAUUAUUAUCUACUAAAGAAAAAAAGACUUCAACUGAAGUUACAACUGAAGCAAGCGGUUAA
Molecule: messenger RNA, 1113 nt
Organism: Funneliformis geosporum
Lineage: Eukaryota; Fungi; Glomeromycota; Glomeromycetes; Glomerales; Glomeraceae
Source: the annotation of a GenBank genome assembly